This is a messenger RNA of Scaptodrosophila lebanonensis, 3509 nucleotides long. Its product is annotated as box A-binding factor. The coding region runs from base 402 to 2879 and encodes 825 amino acids. NCBI's taxonomy places the organism in Eukaryota, Metazoa, Arthropoda, Insecta, Diptera, Drosophilidae. The record is from RefSeq and is a predicted model, not a curated record. The transcript is spliced from 2 exons.
UCCUGCACAUCCACACAGCACCAAGUGUUUGUGUUUGUGUGCGCCACCACAUUUAUAUCCGUGUCUGUGUGUCUCCCCUGCCCGCGACACAAGCUAACCAAGUCAGCACAAAUUAGUAGAGCACCCUCUGCCACCCAAAAACCACCACUAGAACCACUAGAACCACUAGAACCACCAGAACCACCAGAAUCACAAGAAUCACAAGAACUGUCACCGCUAGCACCGUUAUCUAAGACGCCUAACUAGGUGGCUACAACGCUACCAGCACCGGUCCGAGCCGCAAUCCCGCGCCCAGGUCAGUGUCAGUGUGAUUACCCUCUUCCUGCUCGAGCCAAAUCCCACAUACCAGCACCACAAUUGCACAUUACUACCAUAGAUACCCACGCCAGUACUACUACCGCAUGGAGCGCGGCACCAGCGGUGGUCAGCAGCAUGAGCAGUACCACCAGCAUCAGUCGCGCCAACAUCAUCAGCAACAGCAGCAACAACACCACCACCAACAACAGCACCAACAAGGGCCGGGCCAGCACCAGCAUGUGGUUGCCGUUCAUAGCUAUGAUCCGUACAUGACGUCCGGCGCCGCGGACGAAGAGCACACGGCGGGCUCGUCUUCGUUUGACAAUCCCGCCACCAAGAAGAAGCCACCCAAGCUGAAGGCCAUCCAUAGAUCCCUCUCUAUGGCUAUCGACAAUUAUGCGCCAUUAGGCGAGCAGAUGCUGCUCGACGAUGGACUGAUUAUUGAACAGCCGCUGAUCCACCGCUCGGCCUCGCCGUUGCCCUUGCGCUCGGCUCCGCCGCAGACCCUAGCACUCCCAGCACAACAUCUCCCACACCCACACGGUGGCGGGGGCGGUGGCAGUGGUGCCGUUUCGCCAGCACUCUCUGCACGCCAACAGCACCACCACCAACAACAACACCACCAACAGCACCAACAGCAGCAGCAUCUGCACACAUUUCAGCAUUUGGCCGCACAGGCCGCUGCUGCGCGCCACCACCAGCAUCCGCACCGCCAGCACACGCACUCGAGCUCCACCAGUUCGCCUACCUCGCACUCGCAUGCCGUUAGCCCCGUCCUGGGGAGCAGCAGCUCCGCAGCAGCGCAUCAGUAUCAGCAGCAUCAGCCGGACAUCUACCUGGUCAGCAGCAGCAGUCUGGGCGAAGAUGUUGGCGGCGGCGGUGUUGGCAGUGGCAUGAGCCUAGGGCAUGGCCUGGGGCGAUCCCCGCUUGGCGGUAGCACAUCACCGAUACAGUUCAUCGAUGUCGAUGAUAUGCUGCCGCCAUCAGCGGCUGUGGCUGCAGCUUCGGCGGCAUUUCGUGCACACGCCGCCGCCAGCAGCAGCGGCAGCAGCGGCGCUCUGCACACGCACCCGCUGAAGAAGAACCUGUUCCGGCGCUCAGACACUAUUGACGUGCAUCCGUCUGCCAAUUUUCAGAUGAAGAAAACGCAUUCCUUCCACGCUCAACAAGAUCCCGCCGCCAUGGAACAGAUACUGCAGGCUAGUUCCGCCUCGGCGGCCUCUAGUCGGCGCACCAGUUCGGUGCGCGCCAACUUUUUGAUGCCGGGACCACCGGCGGGCAAGGAACUAUCGCGUUCCCCUUCACCCAGCCGACGGGGCUGUCGUUCGCAUCGAUCUUUCAACGAUCCUGCGCGCCGACCCAGCACCAAACCGGACUCGGUAGUCGAGUCCCAAAUACGUCAUCCAUCACUGAAUGACGAUGUAAUGGAUCCAUUGGAUGGUCGUCCCACCUCCCUCUUCCCGCAGUCGAAUUUGUCACUGGAAAACGAGCUCUUUGUUGAGUCGAGAUCGCGCAGCAACAGUCACACCAAAAUGGAGGAUCUUGGCGUUGCUGAUAUGGCGACUGUGCAGCGUCUUCGCAAGAGCUCUGGCUCCUUCGAGGAAAGCGGCGGCACCGUCAUGGCCGGUCACAGUGCGACCCAUCCGCCCUCCAGCUCGAACAGCGUGAAGCAAAAACGUGAAACGCACCCGCAUUCACGGCAACAGAGCACGCACAGCUUAGAGCUAGACGGAAGACCAUCAACCUCAAGUGCCGCACACACCUUGCAAUUGCACAGUGCCGCAGCGGCGGCUACGGCUGCGUACCACUUCAAGCGUGGGGCGCAACACGGACGCUCGCUUUACCUCUCGCCUAGCAAUUUAGAGGAGCUGACUGUCCACAGGCCGGGAGUGCUGGCAGCCGCAGCUGCAUUCCAAGGCACAAAUGCUAGCGCCAGUGUAAAACAGGCCAAGGCAUUGCAUAGUGCGAGCAUGAGACUCAGAACAUAUCGAGAGACUCUGAGCGCAUCGAAGAAGUCGAAAAGCUUUAUCGGGGAUACUGGAAUGCCGGGACCGAGCACCAUUGGCUCAGCUGGCGAAGACUUUGAGCUUACCUCACCCCACCGACGCAACAGUCGUCCGUUGUCCACGGCCGUGCCAACCGCGGGUGCCAGUCUGGACGAAAUAAAACGCAGCCCACGUCCAAUAUCGGCUGCAGCCGCUGCCUUUAUCGACGAGAAGCGACCUUCUUUCGAACGCAAACCCUCGUUGACCUACGAGCUUAGUGACGCAGCAUUUGCCGCGCAGGUUCUGCGACCCUUUCAUCACAAACUGGCCGCUGGCCGGAAGGCCUCGGUGAGUGGGGGCUCGCAUAAGCUGAAGAAGAAGUCGUUGAGCGAUGACACCGACGAGGAUGAGGAUGCUGAUCGUAAGCGGAAACGCAUCGUCUGCAUAGUCCUAGCCACCGUACUCUUAUGUUUGGUGUGUGCCAGCAUUUUCGUUGUGGUUGUCACCCUCACCUCUGGACAGAGUCAAUCUGGCAAGAAGACGCAUUCGUUCAGCAGGGAUACACCGGUCCACUACACGGGUAUGCGACCAUCAUGAAGUGCAAAUGCAACAACUACAGCAACACUAAGAACUACAACAACAACAACAACAACAACAACAACAAUAAUAAUAACAAUAACAAUAAUAAUAAUAGGAACAGCCACUAUUAGAGACAAGCACGUAGUAUUGACACUCAUCGUAGGCUUCGUGUGCACAGCGCUCGAUAAAAUGCAAAGCAAUCUGAGACGUUCCAACCCAUCGAUAUUCAAAUCGGUUUGUUUCGACUCUAUGCUAUUCAGUUCUAAGUACUAUGCUUUUGCUUCCCAUGUGUGCGUGAGCGUGUGUUUUGUACAUUCAGCAAUCAAUCCGCUUAGCCAAUCGAUGUCGGCUAAUUGCUACGGCAACGAGCACUUUUGUUUCUACUUGCAUCAAACGUGAGCACUACAAUAAUCUCCUCAAAUAGCCACAUAGCCAGAGCACCACCGCCGCGACCACAUCCUCUCGACCAAUUCAGCAAUUGCAGCAAAUGCUACACACAAACACACGCCUUGCGUCAAGAAAACGAAAGGAUUAUUCGCGAGAAUUUAGAAAGAACGCGCAUGAUCAAAAACAUGACCGAACACACGGCGCUCCUGGGCCAGCAGAGGCAGCAGCAGCAACAGCAACAACAACAGCAGCAGCAACAAC